Messenger RNA from Caenorhabditis sp. 36 PRJEB53466, 3327 nucleotides. The record is from the annotation of a GenBank genome assembly. NCBI's taxonomy places the organism in Eukaryota, Metazoa, Nematoda, Chromadorea, Rhabditida, Rhabditidae.
AUGACGUCAUAUGCGUACGGAGAAAGCAAUAAUGCGAAUGAGAAGGAGGUGCAGUGUGAUUUGCUCACUGAGAAUGGCGGACUCGAUAUCGAUCCGACCAGAUUGUCCUACAGGUUGAGACUUUUAAAACGAUUCAUGAACAUUUUGUUUUAGGGAGAGAAUUCGAUGGCAUUUGCAACAAUUCUGCUACAAAACUUCUAGCCAUGGUAUUCCGAUGCUCGGACAAGCUCCCAACAGUCUAUACAGGUAAAUACUAUCGUGUAACUUCAAAAAACGUUUGCUCUCAGAGCUGUGUGGGUGUUUCUCCUGCUUAUUUGUGCGAUUCAAUUUAUAAAUCAAGCUGUGGCCGUCAUUCAAAAGUAUCAGAAAAUGGAUAAAAUUACUGAUAUCCAAUUGAAAUUUGAUACAGGUUAGGUGUACUUUAGCCUUUCCAAUUAACAUUGGUUUCUUUUCAGCUCCAUUCCCUGCUAUCACUCUAUGUAACUUGAAUCCCUAUAAAGACAGUUUGAUCCGAUCACAUGAGAGUAUUAGUAAAAUUGUAAGUUCCUUUUCGGUUUUUGUACUCAUUGUCCUGAUCCUGAUGGUUUUAGCUCGGUGUCUUCAAAAGUGUCAUGAAGAAAGCGGGCGAUAGCAGCACCGAAGUAGCGGCAGAAGGAGAGGGUGACUAUGAUAUGGAUGGAAUAACUAUCCAAGCGAGACGAAAAAGACGUGGCGCCGGCGAGAAGGGAACCUUUGAACCGGCGAACUCUGCAUGCGAGUGUGACGAGGAGGAUGGAUCCAAUGAAUGCGAAGAGAGGUCCACUGAAAAGCCGUCGACUGAUAAUGACAUGUGUAUUUGUGCAUUCGAUCGUCAGACCAAUGAUGCGUGGCCGUGUCAUCGACGAGUAAGUCUUCUUCUUCCGUGUUGCAACCCAACCAACCAACCAACGACCCGCCUUCUUCAUUUUUGCAAAACUAUAUGCCGGCUAAAAACGUCACCCACACACACCAGAUUUUUUUUAGGAGCAGUGGACGAAUACUACAUGCCAAACAUGUGAUGAGCAUUAUUUAUGCAGCAAAAAGGCCAAGAAAGGUAGAGAGGGGGCUUGGUUUCCGUGUUUCCUGGUCCGCGGACAAAGAAUGAGCAGAGUAUAGGAAGCUGAAUUUUAGGGACCAAAAGAUCGGAAAUCAAGAAAGAGCCGUGCAUUUGCGAAAGCAAGGGACUUUUUUGUAUAAAACAUGAGCAUGUGAGUUCAAUCGAGUACCGGAGAACUUAAUGAUGAUCUUCGUUUGUAGGCCGCGUUGGUCCUUAAUCUCUGGGAGUAUUUCGGCGACGCCGAGGAUUUAACAGACAUUACAUCGGAAGAACGCGAGGCAUUGGGUUUUGGUGUACGGAUUGAUUCCCGUCUGACCUUUGUCUGAUAUUUUGCCAUUCAGAAUAUGACCGAUGAAGUUGCCAUUGUGACCAAGGCCAAAGAGAACAUUAUUUUUGCGAUGAGCGCGUUGUCGGAAGAGCAAAGGCAAGAAACGGGGACCAACCAGCUUAUUUAACUUUGUUGUGAAUUCCAGAAUUUUGAUGUCACAAGCAAAACACAAUUUGAUACACAAAUGCUCGUUCAAUGGAAAACCGUGUGACAUUGACAAGUUUGUUCUCGUUCCGCACAGUUCUACGGUCAUUAUCGGUUCAGAGACUUUGAAUUGGUCGCCGAUCCGACCUUUGGUAAUUGUUUUGUCUUCAACCAUGAUAGAUCGAUUCACAAAGCAUCUCUGAGAGCCGGGCCGCAGUACGGUAUGUGAAAGUCUAUUGUGAAUCUACAACAUAACUGUCCAGGACUCCGUGUGAUGCUGUUCGUGAACGCUAGUGACUAUCUGCCAACAUCUGAAGCGGUCGGUAUCCGACUGACCAUCCAUGACAAAGAGGAUUUCCCAUUCCCGGACACUUUCGGCUACUCGGCGCCAACUGGUUACAUCUCUUCAUUCGGCAUGCGCAUGGUAAGUUAACUUGAACCAAGUCCGCUAUUGCUAUUGUCCUUUUGCCAGAAAAUGAUGAGCAGAUUACCGGCGCCGUAUGGAGAUUGUGUUGAGGACGGCGCGACAUCAAACUACAUCUACAAAGGCUAUGCUUAUUCGACAGAAGUAUGUACCUUAAUUUCUUCAAAGAAGCACGUAAUCGAAACACUCAGAACACACUGAUAUUUAAUCAAAUUCAUAAAUGAUCAUACUGAAUACAAAAGUGAUGAGAGCUUGGGAAAAUAUGAAUAAAAUAAUUUCAGGGUUGCUAUCGUACUUGUUUUCAAGAGUUGAUCAUCGACCGCUGCGGAUGCAGUGAUCCACGAUUUCCGACGAUUGGGGGUGUUCAACCGUGUCAAGUGUUCAACAAAAACCAUCGAGAGUGUCUUGAGAAACACACUCAUGAGAUCGGAGAGAUUCACGGGUCGUUCAAGUGUCGGUAGGACAACGUCACACUGUUUUCUUCAAUUUCAGCUUAUUUCCCUCAUGUCUCUUUCCAGAUGCCAACAGCCGUGUAAUCAAACAAUUUACACCACAUCCUACUCGGAAGCCAUUUGGCCGUCACAAGCACUGAAUAUUUCAUUAGGCCAUUGUGAAAAGGAAGCAGAGGAGUGUAAUGAGGAGUACAAGUCAGUUUGCGACCAACUUGAACUUUCGAACUUGAACUCGACACUUAUCUUUUAGGGAAAACGCGGCUAUGUUGGAGGUGUUUUACGAAGCACUCAACUUUGAAGUUUUGACCGAGUCUGAAGCUUAUGGGGUACGUUUCUUUCAAUUUGUGGGCAUUAUAGGGUCUUGUCAGGUUCGAUAGAUAGCUUCAAUUAGCUUUCAACCCGGUCUGGGCAGAAGGUCGGUCCAGAAUUCUUGAAGACCUGAUUAUCUGGUCUGGAAAUGUGUGGAUAUAAAGCCGACAAGGCUAACACAAUUAUUCAGAAACUCCAAAGCACAUUCUGAAGGAUCCCGACGUUUCACAACAAACGUGAACUUUUUAGCGAUAAAUUGCACUAUUCAAGGUUCACAUGGAUAUCGAGACGUCACGGUUUCGGAACGUCGAGGUCCCCUUCUGAAUCUUACUGACUAAGAAUGGUUUUCCAUAAUUUAGAAACGCUGAAACGAAUUCAAUGAUUUUUCGUAAAAAGUUGGGAGAUUACAAAACGUUUUUAGAUUGUCAAGAUGAUGGCUGACUUCGGAGGACAUCUCGGUCUCUGGUCAGGCGUUUCAGUCAUGACCUGCUGCGAAUUUGUGUGUCUAGCCCUCGAGCUGAUCUACAUGGCACUAACGCAUCACUUCAACCAACAGAGACUCAAACGGAAAGAACAAGCGGCUAACCAGUACUGA